Molecule: messenger RNA, 915 nt
Organism: Neogale vison (American mink)
Lineage: Eukaryota; Metazoa; Chordata; Mammalia; Carnivora; Mustelidae
Gene: CIB1
Product: calcium and integrin binding 1
Exons: 7
Coding region: 99-674 (191 amino acids)
Molecular function (GO): calcium ion binding
Source: RefSeq, a predicted model, not a curated record
UUGCCGCGGGGACGGGGCAGUGACGCGGCCCGAGGGCGGAAGUGGAAAAGUUGCCGGCGCCCCGAGGCAAGUUGGCUGAGCUGUGCGCGCGGCCGACGAUGGGGAGCUCGGGCAGUCGCCUGUCCAAGGAGCUGUUGGCGGAGUACCAGGACUUGACGUUCCUGACCAAGCAGGAGAUCCUCCUAGCCCACAGGCGGUUUUGUGAGCUGCUUCCCCCAGAGCACCGGAGUGUGGAGGAAUCACUGCAGAUACGAGUGUCCUUGGAGCAGAUCCUCAGCCUUCCAGAGCUCAAGGCCAACCCCUUCAAGGAACGAAUCUGCAGGGUCUUCUCCACAUCCCCAGCCAGGGACAGCCUGAGUUUUGAGGACUUCCUGGACCUUCUCAGUGUGUUCAGUGACACAGCAACUCCAGACAUCAAGUCUCACUAUGCCUUCCGCAUCUUCGACUUUGAUGAUGAUGGAACCUUGAACCGAGAAGACUUGAGUCACCUCGUGAACUGCCUCACAGGACAGGGCGAGGACACACAGCUUAGUGCUUCAGAGAUGAAACAGCUCAUUGAUAAUAUCCUGGAAGAGUCCGACAUUGACAGGGAUGGCACCAUCAACCUCUCAGAGUUUCAGCACGUCAUCUCCCGGUCACCGGACUUUGCCAGCUCCUUUAAGAUUGUCCUGUGAGAGGAGCCACAGCGUGUGUCCCAGCAAGCACCCCGCCAGAGAGGCUUUCCACUGCUGAGCUGUGGUCAAGGUCAUGCCUGUGUUGCCAGGGCCGGCCAAGCUGGCCUAGCCCAGAGCUGGCGGCCGUGCAGUCCCGCUCCAGGAAGGAGAAGGCCCUCCGUGCCAGGGCGUCUCUCCUUCUGCCGUUGUCAUCGCUCUGUUUGUGUUCUACUCUUCCGUAAUAAAAGUUUAGACAUUUUGA